GAGACCAUAUUGGACACCUCUUCCGACAAGGCUGCGUUUUACGCCGUCCAAAUUCCUGCCCACGUCCGCCGGUGGCUGCCCUUGGGCAAACGCUGACCCGGAGAAGGAGUAGGAGCCUCCAGCCUCGGUGAGGGCGCCGUGACGCCGUCGACGCGAGCGCAUGGCGUACCGGACGCCUUCAAGCGUGCGGACCCACGUCUCCGUCCCGACGAGCGACGACCCGCGCGUCAAGGACGUGAGGGAGCUUAGAGUGGAUGCGCAGCGGCUCCUCGACUCGCGCGAGCGCGACGAGCCCGAAGGCCUCGCGUCGCCUUCUAGAGGAGACGAGGAAGCUAGAAGCCCCGUCGAGGCCUUUUUUGACGACGAGGCGCCCGCGCCGGAUUAUGAUGGUACUCUUGCAUGUGCGGGCGCGCCGGCGCCGGCGCCCGCCGAGGACCCGUCUCUGCUCAGGUGCGCCUGGCGCGAGCUCGGGAGCACGCGAGGUUUGCAUUUCUGGCCCCGCGACUCCUCACCAAAAGCAGUGGCACUGCUGCUCCCGAGCUCGGACGGCGGCCUCGGACCGGGAGUAGCAAGGUACCCCCAAGCUUUAGAGAAAUGCCACACUCAAAGAGGCAGAGGGGCCCUCUUUUUACGAUUAGCACAUGAACUUGCGACGGGCCGUUGUCAUACGUGGUCGUACGAAGACACCGGGAGUCAAUUGAAGUGGCAGACGAACCACCACGGUAAAUUUGUCGAGGAGUUUGUGUCUGGUGAUGUUUCAUCCUUGAUCCUGGACUGGUCGGCCGUGCGGAAGAAAAAGAUGAAAUUGGCAAGGCAAGGUAGUCUGGAGACGGCGGUCGACGACGCGUUCAUCGCGUGUGCUUGGUUGAUGGAGCAGUACCCGCGCGCGUACGUGCUGAUCGUCGGCCAUGGGUUUGGCGGGGCUGUGGGCUGGGCGUGCUUGGAUAGGUUGCAACGCAAGGGGCUCGGACAUAGAAUCGGCGGCACGGCGACGAUCGCGGGCCAUGCCUUCGGCGGCGACGCGUACGACUUGCGGAACCUGUCGACGCCGCCGUGCAUCGAUCGAUCAAGUUGCCCGUGCCUGUUCUUACACGGUUCGAGGGACGGCAACGUCGCGCUGCAAAUCUCGGAGUUCCUGCACGCGAAAGCUCUGGCCCGAAAAAAAAGCAGAGGCAGUUCAUUAACGAUAGUGUCCGGCGCGGACCACGGCUUCGCGUCGCGCCGGGACGUCGCGUUCACGGCGCUGCGGGACUGGGCGCUCGGCACAUUACCAAAAGGGCAAAUACCAAUCGCCAAACGAAAGAAGAAGAAGAGGAAGCCCAAGAUCAUCGUCGUCGACGACGACGACAACUCCGUCGAGGAUGUCUUAGACGCGACGCCCUUUUCGCGUUUGGUCGGCAAGCGCGACCCGCACCGGUCGAAGAACCGCAUCAAGCUGCGGAAGGUGAAGCCUCUCGAAAAACCGACGCAUCCCUUGUGCGGGAUGUGUGGGUUCUGGGAGCUGGAUAAGUAG
This is a messenger RNA of Pelagomonas calceolata, 1513 nucleotides long. Lineage: Eukaryota; Pelagophyceae; Pelagomonadales; Pelagomonadaceae. The record is from the annotation of a GenBank genome assembly.